This is a messenger RNA of Trichoderma atroviride IMI 206040, 1104 nucleotides long. RefSeq lists its product as uncharacterized. Gene Ontology annotation, biological process: regulation of transcription by RNA polymerase II; nucleotide-excision repair; positive regulation of cyclin-dependent protein serine/threonine kinase activity. The record is from RefSeq and is a predicted model, not a curated record. Gene Ontology annotation, molecular function: cyclin-dependent protein serine/threonine kinase activator activity. Gene Ontology annotation, cellular component: transcription factor TFIIH holo complex. NCBI's taxonomy places the organism in Eukaryota, Fungi, Ascomycota, Sordariomycetes, Hypocreales, Hypocreaceae.
AUGCGCCACGCCUCCAACAACUCCUCCGCCGCCUUCAUCUCCGCGCCCCUGCCGCCCGUCGACAACGACGAAGCCUGUCCCGUGUGCAAAACCACCCGCUACUUCAACAAGGACAUGGAGUUCCGCAUCAACACCGAGUGCUACCACCGCAUGUGCAAGACGUGCGUCGAGCGCAUCUUCAAGGACGGCCCCAACCAGUGCCCCUAUGCGGGCUGCCACAAGACGCUGCGGCUGAGGGGCUUCAAGACUGCCUUCUUCGGCGACUUGGGCGUCGAGCGGGAGGUGGAUAUCAGGAGGAGGGUGGCGGCGGUGUUCAACAAGGCUGAGGACGACUUUGAAAGCCUGGACGCGUACAACGACUAUCUCUACAUGGUGGAAUGCCUCACAGGCGACCUCGUCAACGGAAGCGACGAGGCGAGGAAAAAAGCAGAGGUCCAGCUCGCCGAGUGGGAGGCCCAGCACAAGGCCGAAAUCGAACGCAACCGCAAACUCGCCCGCGAAUCCGACGAGUCACGGCAGAAGCGCCUCGCCGCGGAGCAAGAAGCCGCUCGCCAGCGCCGCAGACAAGAACUGCAAGAGGACGCCGAGGAGAAGGCCAACGCUGCGCGGUUCCGCGAAGAGAUGCUCAAUUCCCUGCAGAACGCAGAGCUCGGACAUGCCGCGGAAGCCGUCGACAAGGUGCUGCUCAAGAAGCGAGGACAGCAGAAGCGCGACGCCACGCUGGAUGCUGUUGCCGCGCUGGGAGGCAGCGGCCUGUCGAUUCGCGGCCUGAGAGACAAGCGAGCCCCUGUGGCGGACGACAAGCCGUACGAUCCGUUUGGCGGCCUGGAUCUGGCGCCGCAGAGAGUUGAUUUGGCCAGCGAGAAUUUGCCGCAGUACAAGAGCGAGUGGCUCGACAUUACGCGCGUAAAGGAAGAUUACAUUGUGGGCGGAUACAGUUCGGACGAGUACCUCACGAGAGCCCUGUUUGAAGCCUUUUCUGGCUUGGGAGUCUUCAUUGAGGAUGAUAAAGAUACCCGAGAAGAUGCGACGGUGGCGGCUUCUUUGGAGGCUGCUGCGGCGGUGUCGGUUGGUGGGAAGAUGGACGUGGAUGAUAUAUUCUGA